Messenger RNA from Mercenaria mercenaria, 4951 nucleotides. RefSeq names its product electrogenic sodium bicarbonate cotransporter 1-like. The record is from RefSeq and is a predicted model, not a curated record. Gene Ontology annotation, molecular function: monoatomic anion transmembrane transporter activity; solute:inorganic anion antiporter activity; sodium:bicarbonate symporter activity. The coding region runs from base 96 to 3296 and encodes 1066 amino acids. Gene Ontology annotation, cellular component: plasma membrane. The transcript has 25 exons. NCBI's taxonomy places the organism in Eukaryota, Metazoa, Mollusca, Bivalvia, Venerida, Veneridae. Gene Ontology annotation, biological process: monoatomic anion transport; transmembrane transport; bicarbonate transport.
CCCGGCAUACAUUUAUUUUUCUUAAACAUCAAACAGUUUGGAAGUUAAAACACAAGUCUCUUUGUGCAGGGAGUGGACUUGAGAGUGUUUCAACCAUGGACGCUAAAGGGCCAGACGAGAAUACUAGACAGAGAAAUGGUAUAUUAAAAUCGCCAAGUUCAGGAUUUAUUGUGAGAGGAAAUGGUGCCGGUGGUAGACGUGGCAGUUUGUACGCCAAUCUCCAGCUUCCAGCCAAGCCAAAGAGACCGCACAUUCCGACUGGCGAAGAUAUGAACGAGGAGGAGGACAAUACCCAUAAUCUUACCGACACAGAAUACUUCCCGGUUGACAUUGUGCAGAAUGUACUUAACAGUGUCAAGGACAAGGGUCACAAAAGUCACAAUAUCUUCUGUCAGUUGGACACCUUAAAGACAUUCAUGGGAAACUGGGAGUGGAGAGAAACAGCAAGAUGGGUAAAGUUUGAAGAAGUUGUUGAGGAGGGAGGAAAACGGUGGUCCAAACCGCACGUGGCUUCCUUGUCAAUGCACGCUAUGUUGGAGACCAGGAAGAUGAUGAUGGAGGGAAGCCUUCUCUUAGACUUGGAUAUAUUCACAAUGGGGGAGAUGGCAGAUGCACUGUUGGAUCACUGGAUUGACAACGAUCAUUUGGAUCACAAGCUGAGACAGUACAUGCGGGACAUUUUGUUGAGGAAACACAAACACAGUCAUAACCCCCGUCCUAAGGAGGAAAAGAAAGAAGCGAAGAAGAUGGAGAGUGUUGCCAGUACCACGAGUCUAACAAGUAUGAACUCCUACCCGAGCUCAUCUGACCUGGAGGGACUCGUCUCUCAAGAUUACAAGCCGAACAGUAAUUUCAUGAAGAAGAUUCCGAAGGGUUCUGAGGUGUGUAAUAUAAUGGUAGGAGAGCUUGACGAGCUGCACACCCCUAUCAUAGGCCUGAUUAGGCUUAAAGAGGCCCGUCUUCUUGAAGGAAUUUCCGAAGUCAAGCUGCCAACCAGAUUCGUGGCAUGCAUAUUUGGACCACGUGGUUUCACAAACGCAAGAGAAGUUGGUAGAUGCAUUGCAACCAUGAUGACCGAUGAUGUGUUCAAGGAAGUUGCUUACAAGAGCCGAAAUAUUAGCGACUUAAUUGCCGGUCUAGACGAGUUUGUUGAACAAGUGACUGUUCUACCUCCUUCAGAAUGGAACCCAAAGAUUAGAAUUGAACCUCCGCAAAAAGUGCAAUCUCAGAUGCAUAGACGAAUGUCGUCUGCUCAGUUACUGGAUUAUAAAGGUGACGACGAUGAUGAAGGUGGGCACGGGGAUGAUCCUACCCUACAGAUGUCAAAAAUACCGUUCAAUGGCCUUUACAAUGAUAUAAAGCGAAAACUACCCUGGUACUGGUCCGAUUAUAAAGACGGAAUUCACAUACAAUGUCUGGCCGCAUUUGUGUACGUGUUUCUGGGAACGUUCACGCCAAACGUAACCUUUGGUGGUCUUCUGGGUCAGGCAACAGACCAGUAUAUGGGUGUAAUGGAAUGCAUUUUCGCUGCCGCUGUGACGGGUAUCCUGUUUGCUCUGUUUUCUGGACAGCCACUAAACAUCCUGGGUAGUACUGGACCUAUGUUGGUGCUGGAGACCAUCAUAUACAAUCUGUGCAAAGAUAAUGGCUGGGAUUUCAUGCCUGCACGUGUUUGGGUCGGAUUCUGGACAUCGGCGUUUAUCCUACUUAUUGUGAUCUUCAACUUGAGCGCCUUGGUGAAGUACAUCACGCGCUUUACAGAGGAGAGUUUCGCCACACUUAUUGCAAUCAUCUUCAUAGUGGAGGCAUUCAAGAAGCUCUUUGAAAUUGAGACAGAUUACCCAGUUAACUCGGAACCUGACAAGUUCAUAUCAACAAACUGCUCGUGCAUUGAACCAAACUGCUCGGCUCUACUCACAACCACAGUAGCUUCAGUAGUGAGCAGCACCCCAGUAUCGACAGUCACCAGGAAUCUGACCGAAAUCUGUGCAAACAUUACCUACAAAGAAUCCAUGAACGAGACAAUCGACUGGCUCAACCUCAAUGCUACUGAGUGCGUGGACAACGGCGGUCUAUCCAUUGGUGAUGGCUGCAAUCCACCACAUUACGUCGCUGACGUGUUUUUCUUCAGUGUUCUCCUGUUCCUCGGUACAUUUGGAAUCGCCGUGGCACUGAAGGACUUCAAGAUGACCACUAUAUUCCCGACGUUUGUCAGACAACUGAUCAGUGAUUUCGCCGUACUUCUUUCAAUCAUCCUCUUUGUGGUGAUCGACAUACUCGUCGGUAUCAACACACCUAAACUGCUUGUACCAGAAAAGUUUGAGCCAACAAGAAGCGACCGCGGCUGGUUAAUCAACCCAAUCAGUGACAAGAACCCCUGGUGGCUGGCUAUUGCCGCUGCUGUACCCGCCCUACUGUCCGUCAUCUUGAUCUUCCUUGAUCAGCAAAUCACCGCUGUCAUUGUCAACAGGAAAGAAAACAAACUUGUGAAAGGAGUCGGCUACCAUUUAGACAUGUUUGUUGUUGCCAUCACUGUAACAAUUCACUCACUUCUUGGACUGCCGUGGUACGUGGCCGCCACUGUGUCCGCACUUGCUCAUGUCAACAGCUUGAAGAAAGAAUCCGAGUGCACAGCGCCUGGAGAGAAACCACAGUUCCUUGGUUGCAGAGAAAACAGAUUGACUGCUCUCGCCAUUGGAGUUCUUAGUGGAGCCGCCGUCUUCAUUACUGCUGUAUUAAAGGUUAUUCCUAUGCCUGUGCUGUAUGGCGUGUUUUUCUAUAUGGGCUUUUCUGCCAUGAGAGGUAUGCAGCUUGUCGACCGUCUGUUCUUGUUUGUUCAACCAAUAAAAUAUCAACCUGACCUGACCUACCUUCGCCACGUCCAGUUGUACCGGGUACACAUUUUCACAGUUGUCCAAGUAUUGUGUCUUGGUGUCCUCUGGGCCGUAAAAUCUGUCAAAGCCAUCUCUAUUGGUUUCCCACUUAUGGUGCUCGCAACUGGUGUGGUAAGGAAAAUGUUGGAAUGUUAUUAUUCGCAAUUUGAGCUGAAAUACCUAGACGAUUUACUUCCGGGAAAACACGCUGAGAAACCAGACGACAAGGAGAAAAUUAUUGGAAGGACAUCAGAAAUGUUCCCAUCACUUGACUCGCCUGCAAAAUUAAAACAGGUGAACUAUGCUUUCGAUGAACCCCCGGCGUACAAAUCUGCCCUGACGAAUGGAGAGAAGAAGAAGCCCGUGUUCUUUGUUGACGAGAAUGAAGAAUCCAAAAUCAACAACACCACAUCUCACCUGUAGACAUGCAUUUGACAUUAUUUGUGAUAAGAAAGUUUGCAGACUUUCAAAGCCAUUUUCUACCUGAUGUCUUCCGAAAAAAACUUACAAUACAAAGUGUAUAUGUGCAAUUUUUAUAUGUGUAUAUGUGUGUUUUUGUCAUAGGGAUGUAUGCAAGAUUUUCAUUUUUUUUUUAGUUUUAUAUUUGAAUAUAUAGAAAAAAAUGUCAAUUGCGUGUAUUCGGGUUGUUCAGUACAAAAGUGUACAUCAGUUCGUUUAAUAAUUUACAACCUGGAAAAAAAAUUCAAACAUUUUAAAUAUACAGUUCCUCUAAUGAUGACUGUGGCUUUAUGUACAUCGUUGUGUUAGACGAGUCGGAGUAUAGCCAUACAACAGAAGAGUUCAAUAAAUAAAAGAUGCUUACAAAUUCAUUAUACACAUACCUUGUGCUUAUCUGAAAUCCAGUUUCUUAAAAGGAAACAACUUCAUAGAUAUUCUUUCGCACUUUCUUAUUGUGUAAAUAUUUUUGUCGUCCUAGUAAAUGACUAGAUACAUGUUAAAACUUCAUCUCUUUAAAACAAAACAACCUUGCAGUGAUAUUGUUGACGCAUUUACCAUAAAACGCAGUAUUUUUGGAAGCUGAUAAGUAUAUUUUAAAAAAGACUUUUCGAAAUCAUUUAUAUAAUUUACAAAUAUAUAUAUAUAUAUUUACAACAAAGUUGCAAAGUAGCAGUAGUAUUUUUAUAAAGUUAUUACUCAAAUAGAUUCUAAUUAAAACUGUUUUCUGAAUACAGUAAAAAAUACUCAGAAUAUUUGAAAAUUUAUAUUUACAUAUUUUUAUAUAGAUAAUUUUACCCAGCAUUAUUUGUGUUACCCACGCCUGUCGCUUUUCGUUAAAAUUCUUAUUUCAGGUAUAACCAAGAUAGAGAUAUUUUAAUGAUUUUGUAAAUAAUAUUGUAAAUAUGUUUUAAAUUUUUUAAUUUCAUUAUGUAAUCAUUUUUUACUUACCAGAGAAUAAUUGUUAUCUAAAGAGAUAUGAUUUGGAAAUGAUACAUGCUGUGGUAAACAUUAUAAGCCAGUAUAUUAUGUAAAUUUAAUGGCACUGUUAUUGCAAAUUAUGCUAUUAAUGUGAAAUUUCGGGCGCGGUUUUCUGUUUUCUACUUUAUACGUUGUGGGUAGAUUAACUAAAACAUUAAAUACAUUUUUCUUGUUAUUUUGAUUUUUAUAGCGAUCUAAUGUCGUUUACUUAUAGAAUAAUUAAGGCUUUCCCGUGGUUCAUCGUCCGUUUUAGCAUGGUCCAGGAUUCAGAUACGCAUAAAUUGAACCACGAGGGUGUAGCUCUAGUGGUAAAAUAUCCAUAUAUCUGAACCAUAAACCUCAAGAAUGACUUGAUUAUUUUAUUCUUACAUACUCGUUGAAAUAUUAUGAUGAAAUUAUGCUGGACUUAAUUCACACAAGUAUUAAUGAAACGGACGUCAUACGGCAGUUUGUCGUCAUGAUUGAAACCGUGUAAUGUUCUCACACCGGUCGGCGGGUAAAUCGUUGUUUCUCGCAGAAUAGACAACGUCUCACUUCCAUCUUUGUUUUACUGACAAAACAAAUUGAGCCUUGUUAGAAUAUGCUGCGACAGCUUAAUUAUGAUUUCAGAGAUCUGACAAAAUAAAAAUAUAAAAAUUAAA